AUGCCAUCAGCUUCAUCGUCAUCUUCGAAUUACGACUCAGCAAGUCUACCGGAUUUACUCCCGCUUUACUACCGACGACUAUUUCCCUUCUCGCAGUACUACCGCUGGCUCAACUAUGGAGGAGUGCAGAAAAAUUAUUUCCAGAACCGAGAGUUCUCCUUCACCCUCAAAGACGACAUAUACGUCCGCUACCAAUCGUUUACCACACAGAACGAACUGGAGAAGGAAAUGCAGAAGAUGAACCCUUACAAAAUUGACAUUGGAGCAGUCUAUAGUCACCGGCCCAGUCAGCAUAAUACGGUGAAGUCUGGAACCUUUCAGGCUCUGGAGAAGGAACUUGUGUUUGAUAUUGACAUGACUGAUUACGAUGAUGUCAGAAGAUGCUGCAGUGCUGCAGACAUUUGUUCCAAGUGCUGGACCCUGAUGACUAUCGCAAUACAGAUCCUGGACAGAGCUCUUCGAGUGGACUUCGGUUUUCAGCACCUCCUGUGGGUGUAUUCAGGCAGACGGGGUGUUCAUUGUUGGGUGUGUGAUGAAGCUGCCAGGACACUUUCGGUAUCUGCUCGAUCUGCAGUGGCAGAAUACCUCAGUUUAGUCAAGGGCGGGGAGGAAACUGUGAAGAAAGUGGUGUUGACUGAACCAAUUCAUCCCUUUAUUAGAGAAUCUUUGACAGUGGUGGAGAGAUACUUUUCCAUGUAUGCAUUGCAGGAACAGGACAUACUGGGCUACAAAGAGUCUGUAGAACAAGUGUUGGCCCUUGUGCCUGAUGAUGUUCGAAAAGAGUUACAGCAAGACUUCAAGAAUGAAACCAACCCGCAAAACAGGUGGAAACUCGUAAUGGAACAGGCCAGAAAGAAACAGGCGACUGCUAAGAAGGGCCAGCACUUUGAGAAAGAAAUCAUGUUGCAGUAUUGUUACCCGCGACUUGAUGUGAAUGUCAGUAAAGGGGUGAACCAUUUGCUGAAGAGCCCCUUCAGUGUCCAUCCUAAGACAGGGCGCAUCUCUGUUCCUAUGGAUCUCACAGAACUGGAUACGUUUGAUCCCUUCAGCGUACCCACAAUCAGUUUGAUCUGCAAUGAGUUGGAUCAAGCCAAGGUGGGUGAGGAUGAAAUGGAUGAACAGGCAGAAGUCAAGGAAAAUGAAGAAGCUACAGAGAAACGGAAAAUAAGAGAUUAUAAAAGAACCAGUCUGGCAAAAUAUGUCAAGUUUUUUGAUACAUUUUUGGAUGGGCUCUCUCAGUCACGGAAAGGAGAACUUCUCAGAAAGAGUGAUCUUCAAAAGGAAUUUUAA
Nerophis lumbriciformis (worm pipefish) is the source of this 1290-nucleotide messenger RNA. NCBI's taxonomy places the organism in Eukaryota, Metazoa, Chordata, Actinopteri, Syngnathiformes, Syngnathidae. The record is from RefSeq and is a predicted model, not a curated record.